This is a messenger RNA of Coregonus clupeaformis (lake whitefish), 4572 nucleotides long. RefSeq names its product filaggrin. Gene Ontology annotation, biological process: circadian rhythm; regulation of DNA-templated transcription. Lineage: Eukaryota; Metazoa; Chordata; Actinopteri; Salmoniformes; Salmonidae. Bases 820 to 2559 code for a protein of 579 amino acids. Gene Ontology annotation, cellular component: nucleus. The record is from RefSeq and is a predicted model, not a curated record. Gene Ontology annotation, molecular function: DNA binding; DNA-binding transcription factor activity. The transcript is spliced from 2 exons.
GCGAGAAACAAAACGUGACUAGGCACCCAAAGAGUCCUGUUAUGCAACUACUGACCUACUAACAUACAAUUGGAGACAUUGAGAGAGUGAGGAAGAAAUUGUAGCAAGUCCCCAACGUAACACGAGAAGCAGAUUCAAAAUAAGCGACACUGAAUUCAUGCUCAGAUACAAGCACUAAUCACAGAGCUCGCACUCUACGUGAAGGACGAUCGCACAUUUGAAUUCGAUAGACGUCGGAAAUAGGAAUUGUUGAACAGUAACGUGGCUGCUAUAUUAGGCUUCGCACUGUGGGCUUUUAUUUACGCAUACAAGCCUUUCAUCUUGCAACCUACUGGAGAAGGAGAGGCAGCGCCCUUCCCAAGAGACUGACAAGCCGAGAUGGACUGAGUGACCUACAUCCUGCAACACGCCUGGAGCAGUAGGGCACAUCUCUGUCUGCUCAGCACAGCACUCUCGCAAAAAGUUUGAAAAACAAACAGAGAAAAUAAGGUCAGAGAAUCAUUCAGCGAAGCUCGUCACAUUCCCCACUCCAGGAAUUAUUUUAUUUUCUCUCUCUACAAGGCGGCUUUGACCCACUUUUCUGUGAGAAAGCUGAAGAGACUUGCCUAGAGAAAGGCGGAACAUACAUUGGAUAAAUGAGGGUAAUUAACGCAGAGUUCCACCUUUUCUUGAUCUUCUUGGCCAACGUAGACACUUGAACUAUAAGUUCAUUCAUUCAGUGACAUAUAGCUGAAUCCCACCGUUUCUUAUCACCCCAUUCCUUGAGUUUCUUUUCCAGUGGUUGUAGCAAUAUUCCAAACUGGCCUCCACUGAGCAACAAUGGAAAGCCUGAAUUCACAACUCCAAUCAGCAAGCUCAGAAAAUAACCUGGACAACCUAGAGACCUACUCUAACUACGAAGAGUCUCUCCCAUCGCCCCUAGGAACCCCCUCUCGCCAGGGGCGUCUCGUCAAGCCCAAGCCCAGCAUGAGUUGCAGACGCAAGCGUGAGUUCAUCUCUGAUGAAAAGAAGGAUGCCUCCUACUGGGAGAAGCGCCGUAAGAACAACGAGGCGGCCAAACGCUCCAGGGAGAAGCGCCGACUGAACGACAUGGUAUUGGAGAACCGCGUCAUGGUGCUGAAUGAUGAGAACUGCCGCCUGAAGACGGAGCUGCUGCAGCUGAAGCUGCGCUUUGGCCUUAUCAGCACUGCCUCCUACAUGGAGAAGAGCCAGCAGCUCACUAGUGGAGUCAACAAUGGAGGCAAUGCGGGAUCCUCCACAUCCUCCUCCAACUACUACUCCAGCGGCUACUCCAGUAGCUCCCAGGUGAUGAUGAACUCUGACUCCUCUGAGACUGAGCAGUCAGGCAGCGGGGGGGGACAUAGUCAACUGGUGACGUACUCCCCGCAUGGGUCCCUCUCAGACAUGUCAGACAGGUCCUCCCGGGACAGCCCAGAGCCUACGGUCUACGAGAUCAAGCAGGAGGAAAGCAGCCUGGAGAUGGACAUUGGAAGCAGCAUGUUCAACGUCCACCAUAGCCUGUCCUCCACACAUCACCAGGAGGAGAUGGCGUCGGUCUACCGCAGCCAACAGCACCACUCCCACUCCUACCACCACCGGGAGAGCAUCACCAGCCAGACCAGUCAGGCCCCUCCACCCACCCAACAGAGGAGUGUCAUCCUCUACCGCUCCAGUAGUGCCUCCUACCCUGUGGAGAGCCAAAGGCAGCAGGACAUGGAUCAACAGACAGCCCAACAGCAGAGUGCUCAGGCCAGCCGUCUGGCCCAGGCUCGAGUGUGCCUCACAGAGAGCUCAGAGAGACUGGCAGAGGUGACCAAGCAGAUGGAGAGGAAGACGUUAGACUCCCCUCCGUACCACUACUCAAACUGCCACAGCGAGGCAGGAGAGAGGCAGGUGUACAGAGCUCUGCAACAGGAGCAAAAGACCCAGAGGGGCCUCACUCCAGACAUCCUCCAAAAACAGGAGGCCAUCACGUCCCACAACCAGGCUAGUCACUGCUACCUCAGCGCCCAGGACGAGGAGCCCCCCAUACUGACCUAUGAGGGCGGGGCCAGGAAUGAGGGGUACUACCAGGAACACUCAACCUCAGGCAAAGACACCUCCUCUAGUGACAAUGACCCCCGCAGCUCUGACAAGGAGGCCUCCACAGACGACGAGUCCCCGUCCUCCUCCAUCUCUGACACUGGGAGCUACCUCCAGCACCUGUGUGUCUCACACCAGCCAGGGUCCCCUAUGCCCUCCCCUCAGGGCUCCUCCCAAUGCCAAAACGGGGAUGCCCAGGCAGAGGUUAAGGGCACUGCCCUGCCCCACAAACUGCGUCUCAAACACAAAGCCAUGAGUUCCCAGCAGGACUCUCCACCCACCCCUCCUCCUUCCUCUAUCCUACCCCUUCCCCAGCACCCUUACCUGGCCCUCACGCAGCAGCAGAGCGGCAAAGAGAGGGAGAGUGAGAGCCAGCCCCCCACAGGGUUCUGUAAGCAGCAGUCCUCAGCUGAGUCAAGGAAGGAGAGUGGGAAAAAGGAGGAGUCAAGCGGACGCCGUAACAACAGACGAGACUAAGUGCCUCUAGAACACUUGAGGGUAACACAAACUUGUUGAGGUUCCUUACAUUGUGAGGUGUCUCUGAUGCUGCCUUUGAACGAAAUACGCUCUUUCCCUUUCCCAUCCUCAGUCUCAAUCCACUAUCAUCCCUUUACCUCCAUCUACACCUCCCUCACCUUCAAGCCCUGGGACUAAAAAGCUGUACUUGCUAAAUAAAGCUCAAAACAGGAUUUCUGGGUGAACUGUAUUAUAUUUGUAUAUAUUGUAUAGACUUUUCAAUUUUUGCGUCUUCUCCAUAAUUACAGAAGGACUUUUGUUUAUAAAUGAGAGGAGGGAUGAAACUCUUUCAUAUCAUUUUUCAACAAGAUUAAUUUUAAAUCGUCAAACCACAGUUGGUCGUUUCAAAUGAGAAUAUAAGUUGACCAUUAUUGGAACUAUACCUGCACAUCUGGCUUUAGACAAACAUAGCAGCAACGUUCUGGGAACAUUCCCUUGACCAAAGAAGUUCCAUCCCUCUUCCCUAACCCUACCUCUACCAAUCCAUAUUUUCCCUUCCCAUCUCCAUGAUCUCACACAGCCCAUCCAUUAUCUUUAUUUUUCAAGCACUUGGUUUGUAUAUUACUGUUAUAUAUAAAUAUACCAAUAAUUUAUACAUAUAUUUUUUCUAACAAAACAAACAAGAAAAUGCAAAAAAAUGCGACAAACUCGAGGCAAGAAAGGAUUUGGACGUUAUCAUCCUGUUUUUGUCAGAAUUACUGUACAGUCACAUUGUGUCUACUGUUGCAAACACCACUUAAAUUAAAAAGCCUUUAAUGUAAUCACUUGUUAACUCUGUUUACAGAAACAUGGCCAAUAGCUUUUAAUGCAGCUUGCCUGUUAUUACUGUAGAUCUUUAAGAUCUUAGACAGCAUUCAAUCAAAGUCAAUCUGAGACAGAACUAGGCUACUGGCCUAAAGUUUAGCAGUAUCAACAGUCUAGACUUCCACUGUUCCCAUCUCUUAGCCCGAUGUAUUGAUUCAUAUGCCCACCACUGCAGAAAAGCCCAUAGGAACAUAGACUAAAAUAUGAAUCUGUAGAAAGAUAUAAAAGCUGAAGUUAUAACCGUAAAGUGGGGACAUAUAGGGGUGGGAGUUCUUUUAAAUAUAGUAAUAUAAUCUAAAUGAUAUCUGUAUGAUAUUUUAACCCUGAGUGAGGCCACCUAGCAAAUCAGCAAAUCUACACACUACACAAUGCACUGAGCUCAGAACCUCAAGCUGAAGUCCUAUUUGAAAUGUUGUGGUUUGACCUGACUGCCCUAGAGACACGGAGUUAAACCCAGAUACUAGCUAAUUGGAUCUCUGAAACAGAGGCUAAUUUACCAUAUUACACAAAUAGUCCAUGACAUUAGAAAAACCUGGUUUAGAAUUAAUCAGAGCUAUUCCAAGUAAGUUUAGUAAAAACCAAGGACAAUCUCUACUUUGUUAAAGAAAUUGGGAUUUCCCCUUUUUCCAAUGUGCCUCUGUAGUGUAAUACAUGGGGCAUCCACCCCCGGCCUUUGUUUUCCUCGUAUUGGGUGAUAAUGAGAAGCCUGCACUGUACCACACAGUUUUAUAAAGUAUAUGUUUAGCUUUUUUGGCACUUGUGUAUAAAUGUAAAGCUUUCCCUCUCUCGGACAACACUGUAAUGUUAAUUUCAUAGUUUUUUUUUUUUUCUGACAAGUGUUGUUGUGUUAUUAUCUUAUUGUGUCUUUCUCCUAUUGACUGUGAUGAUGUAUUUGCCCCGUACCCCCAUCCUCCUUUUUUUCAAUGUGUAUUAAUCAGUGAUGCUUGUGUUUUUGCUGAUGGUUUUAUGAAAAAGAUACAGAAAAGGACAAAAAAGAUGCAGACGAGACUUGUGUGGUGUUUAGCAGUAGGUAGUGUCUAGGUCAUCACCACCCUUCUUUCUGCCAUGGCUGUGUAUGGAGACACUAAUAUUCAUCAUGGAAGAUGGAUGCAUUUCAAGAUUGAAAACAAUAAAAAGGAUGUUGAAUCUCUCGACAUAUCGUUACAAAUA